Molecule: messenger RNA, 1236 nt
Organism: Pestalotiopsis fici W106-1
Lineage: Eukaryota; Fungi; Ascomycota; Sordariomycetes; Amphisphaeriales; Sporocadaceae
Exons: 3
Coding region: 1-1236 (411 amino acids)
Cellular component (GO): actin cortical patch
Molecular function (GO): phosphatidate phosphatase activity
Source: RefSeq, a predicted model, not a curated record
AUGUCACGGCGAUCGCGAUAUCCAGACUCUAUGCAAGCUCGCACUCGAACAGAGCGUGGCUUUGUAAAGACAGAGUCAGAUCUUUCCAACUACUCGGGUUCUGAUUCGUCCAGUUUGCCAAAGUUGCCAACUAAUAGUAAACUCAACGACAUCUUAUCCUACUUUGGAUCUAGGAACCCUCUGCCCCGCAGUGUAUCCAAGAAGGAUACGGUUUGGCUAUUUGAUAAUACUGCCUAUCGCAAUAGCAAGACUGGGAGAUGGGAGGCCGAGUUUGUGUCUGCUGUUUUUGCUCAGCAUCCUUCGUGUGUGGUGAUCGAUGCGGUGACGACCGUCGCCAAAGAGAUCGGCCUGGAAGAUAGCAACCCCGAGCAUGCUACAAUCGAAGAAAGGAUACUUCCCUUCCUUCAGGACAUUAGACCUGGGACCCAAGUCAAGGCUUUGCAUGCUGGUAAUCUGUCACUCAGCCUAGGUCCUGGGGGUAGGAAUGGUAUCAGCAACGACAUCAAGAAGCUCAAAAACAGUCAUGAUGGUUCGCUUUUGGUACCGAGCUUCGCUAAAGUCCCCGUUGGUGCCAAUGGCCUUCUGGAGAUGAGGACUUUCUUUGCCGAGCCAGAUGGUUGGGGUGUGAUCUCUGAUAUUGACGAUACCAUCAAGAUCACCAUGACUUCAGACCCUAUCGGAAUUCUGCGAUCAACAUUUGUGGACUCUCCGACUCCUUGCCCCGGAAUGCCAGAGCUUUACGAAUUUCUUCACGCUACCAUCAAGGAGACGUCACCUUUCUUUUAUCUCUCUGCAUCUCCUUACAACCUGUAUCCAUUUCUACGGGAGUUUAGAAAUGAUUAUUACCCGCCUGGGACGAUCAUCUUGCGGGACUCUAGCUUCAUGAGCCUUCCAGGACUGCUUUCACAACUCACACUGGGUACUGGGGAGUACAAGGUCGACCGAAUGAAAAAGAUUCAUUCAUGGCUGCCAAAGCGGAAUAUGAUUUGUAUUGGCGAUUCGACGCAGGCAGACCCCGAGUCUUAUGGAGAGAUUUACCGAGCCUUUCCUGGCUGGGUCAAGUUGAUUCUUAUUCGCAAGGUGAUUGAUAUUGCCUCGAUUGGCAUAGAGGCUAAGAAUGAGCCGGAACGGUUCGAGGAGGCCUUCAAUGAUGUACCACGCGACAGAUGGCAUGUCUUUGAGGACCCCGCAGAAUGUAAAUCUAUAAUCCAAAGAGUUGUGGAGUCGGAGUCCUAA